AUGUCCGGAGACUCACUGCAACCUGCGCGCUACCGAGCACAGCACUUGUCGAGAGAUCCACGGCGGCUCGAGAGCGAGAAUGAGGAGGAAAGGAAGCAGCAGAAGCGCGAUGGAGGUGUGCAGUGA
Parastagonospora nodorum SN15 is the source of this 126-nucleotide messenger RNA. RefSeq lists its product as hypothetical. The coding region runs from base 1 to 126 and encodes 41 amino acids. The transcript has 2 exons. Lineage: Eukaryota; Fungi; Ascomycota; Dothideomycetes; Pleosporales; Phaeosphaeriaceae. The record is from RefSeq and is a predicted model, not a curated record.